Molecule: messenger RNA, 4387 nt
Organism: Nomascus leucogenys (northern white-cheeked gibbon)
Lineage: Eukaryota; Metazoa; Chordata; Mammalia; Primates; Hylobatidae
Gene: RUBCN
Product: rubicon autophagy regulator
Exons: 20
Coding region: 90-2903 (937 amino acids)
Biological process (GO): negative regulation of endocytosis; negative regulation of autophagosome maturation
Cellular component (GO): early endosome; late endosome
Molecular function (GO): phosphatidylinositol phosphate binding
Source: RefSeq, a predicted model, not a curated record
AUUUGAAGACGACGGUGGAGGGUUUGGUAUCAAGCAACAGCCCCAACGUCUGGUCUAAGUAUGGUGGCUUGGAGCGGCUUUGCAGGGACAUGCAGAGCAUCCUCUACCAUGGGCUGAUCCAUGACCAGGCGUGCCGCCGCCAGACUGAUUACUGGCAGUUCGUGAAAGACAUCCGGUGGCUCAGUCCCCAUGCAGCCCUUCACGUGGAGAAGUUCAUCAGCUUGCACGAGAACGGCCAGAGCAGUGCUGAUGGUGUGAGUGAACCUGCUGUUGCCGAGCUGUGGCUGCAGCACAGCCUGCAGUGCCACUGCCUCUCAGCCCAGCUCCGGCCCCUGCUCGGGGAUAGACAGUAUAUCAGAAAAUUCUACACAGAUGCUGCCUUCCUGCUAAGUGACGCUCACGUCACGGCCAUGCUGCAGUGCCUGGAAGCAGUGGAACAGAACAACCCCCGUCUCCUGGCUCAGAUCGACGCGUCCAUGUUUGCCAGAAAGCACGAGAGCCCACUCCUGGUGACAAAGAGCCAGAGCCUUACAGCCCUGCCCAGUUCCACAUACACCCCUCCAACCAGCUAUGCUCAGCAUUCCUACUUUGGGUCCUUCUCUAGCCUCCAUCAAUCCGUGCCCAACAAUGGCUCAGAGAGAAGAUCUACUUCCUUUUCACUCUCUGGCCCUCCCCGGAAACCUCAAGAAAGCAGAGGGCACGUCUCACCAGCAGAGGAUCAAACCAUCCAAGCCCCCCCAGUUUCAGCCUCUGCACUAGCCAGGGAUUCCCCUUUGACCCCAAAUGAAAUGAGCUCCAGUACUCUGACCAGCCCCAUAGAGGCAUCCUGGGUCAGCAGCCAGAAUGAUUCCCCCGGUGAUGCCAGUGAAGGGCCUGAGUACCUGGCCAUUGGCAACUUGGACCCCCGAGGCCGGACUGCCAGCUGUCAGAGUCACAGCAGCAAUGCCGAGAGCAGCAGUUCCAAUUUGUUCUCCUCCAGCAGCUCCCAGAAGCCAGAUUCUGCUGCCUCUUCCUUAGGGGACCAGGAGGGAGGUGGGGAGAGCCAGCUGUCCAGUGUCCUCCGCAGGUCCAGCUUCUCAGAGGGGCAGACACUCACCGUCACCAGUGGGGCAAAGAAAAGCCAUAUUCGCUCCCAUUCGGAUACCAGCAUCGCCUCCAGAGGAGCUCCAGAAUCCUGCAAUGAUAAGGCGAAGUUGAGAGGCCCCUUGCCCUACUCUGGUCAAAGCAGUGAGGUCAGCACACCCAGCUCUCUGUACAUGGAAUAUGAAGGUGGUCGGUACCUGUGCUCAGGGGAAGGCACGUUCCGAAGACCGUCAGAAGGGCAGUCCCUCAUCAGCUACCUCUCUGAGCAAGACUUCGGCAGCUGUGCCGACCUGGAAAAGGAGAAUGCCCACUUCAGCAUCUCAGAGUCCUUAAUUGCUGCCAUCGAGCUAAUGAAGUGCAACAUGAUGAGCCAGUGCCUAGAGGAGGAGGGCGUGGAAGAGGAAGACAGUGACAGAGAGAUCCAGGAGCUGAAGCAGAAGAUCCGCCUUCGGCGCCAGCAAAUCCGCACCAAGAACCUGCUCCCCAUGUACCAGGAGGCUGAGCACGGAAGCUUUCGGGUCACCUCCAGCAGCUCCCAGUUCAGCUCACGUGAUUCGGCACAGCUCUCUGACUCUGGCUCUGCUGAUGAGGUUGAUGAAUUUGAAAUCCAAGAUGGUAGCGAAGGAUCUAACCUGACUCACAUAUCAAAGAACGGACUGUCAGUGUCACUGGCCUCGAUGUUCUCAGAUGCUGACAUCAGAAGGAACACAGCCUCAAGCAGCAAAUCCUUUGUUUCCUCCCAGUCCUUCUCCCACUGCUUCCUGCACUCCACAUCUGCUGAGGCGGUGGCCAUGGGGCUCCUGAAGCAGUUUGAGGGGAUGCAGCUUCCAGCCGCCUCGGAGCUGGAGUGGCUUGUCCCGGAGCAUGACGCCCCUCAGAAGCUCCUGCCCAUCCCUGACUCACUGCCCAUCUCACCGGAUGACGGGCAGCACGCUGACAUCUACAAGCUGCGGAUUCGUGUUCGUGGCAACUUGGAGUGGGCACCCCCCCGGCCUCAGAUAAUUUUUAAUGUUCAUCCAGCCCCAACGAGGAAAAUUGCUGUGGCCAAGCAGAAUUACCGCUGUGCAGGAUGUGGCAUCCGGACUGACCCUGAUUAUAUCAAGCGACUGCGGUACUGUGAGUACCUGGGCAAGUACUUCUGCCAGUGCUGCCACGAGAAUGCCCAGAUGGCCAUCCCCAGCCGGGUUCUGCGCAAGUGGGACUUCAGCAAGUACUACGUCAGCAAUUUCUCCAAGGACCUGCUCAUUAAGAUAUGGAAUGAUCCUCUCUUCAACGUGCAGGACAUCAACAGUGCCCUCUAUAGGAAGGUCAAGCUGCUCAAUCAAGUCCGGCUGCUGCGGGUCCAGCUGUGUCACAUGAAGAACAUGUUCAAGACCUGCCGACUGGCCAAGGAGCUUCUGGAUUCCUUUGACACAGUCCCCGGCCACCUGACAGAGGACCUCCACCUGUACUCACUGAAUGACCUGACUGCGACCAGGAAGGGGGAGCUGGGGCCCCGGCUUGCUGAGCUCACCAGGGCAGGGGCUGCCCAUGUGGAGAGAUGCAUGCUCUGCCAAGCCAAGGGCUUCAUCUGUGAGUUCUGUCAGAAUGAGGAUGACAUCAUCUUUCCCUUUGAGCUCCAGAAGUGCCGGACCUGUGAAGAGUGUAAAGCAUGUUACCAUAAAGCCUGCUUCAAGUCUGGAAGCUGUCCGCGCUGCGAGCGGCUGCAGGCCCGGCGGGAGGCACUGGCCAGGCAGAACCUGGAGUCUUACCUGUCGGACUACGAGGAGGAGCCCGCGGAAGCGCUGGCCCUGGAGGCUGCCGUCCUGGAGGCCACCUGAAGAAAGCACGUGAAGCCUCCCUCUGGGCCGGGGUCACACCUGUUGCAGAACUGAGCCACUCUUUGAAGGACUUGCCCCACCUGGGGCUUCUUUUUUUUUUUUUAAUUAUCAUCAUCUUUUUUUUUCUUUAGUGACUUGUCUGACGUCCGUGUGCAGUCAGCCGUCGGUAGGUUGAUGGGUCCAGUCUGUGAUGACAGAUAAUUUGUAAGCACCAGGUGUUUUCAUCAGAACCGACGUGCGGGUCCUACAGUGAAGCUUCUAGUGCCUCUGUCAGUGGCAGAGACAGCAAGACCAAGUUCUUCCAGCGUCUGUGGCCUUCUCCUCUAGGUUUCACCUGCGCGUCAGGUAUCAUUUCCAAUUUUCCUUUGUUUCCGUUCUGGAGCUUCUGAGCCAGGCCUUUCUCAGCCACCUCUCCUCCUGCUGCUGAAACGGGGAUGGCGUUUUCCCUCCCCUGUCCUGGACUGGGGUCAGACUGUGCCCCGAGGAGAAGCAGCAGAGAAUGGGACUACGUCGUGGGCAUUUUGUCCACUUCUUUGGGUAUUUUGGGGGCCACAGAACAAUCAUGACUAUCCUAGACUCCUCAGAGACCUCAGAGGCAGCCGUGAAGGUCCCUGUGUUGCUGGGAUUUCCUGUUUGAAAUAUUUGAAGCAUCGAUGAUGCCACAAGCUGACUUUCUUCGUCUACCCUGGUGAGCUUGAAGCAAAGAACAGAACUGAUGCUCAGGCCAGGCUCAUCUGUAGCCUUACGCCGCAAGCACACGUGAGGCGACAGCUCUGUCACUGAAGGAGCGCUUACUCAGAGGAGCUGUCGGCCCCCUCUUAGGUGUUAAGGUCUCUUUUAGUUAACCUGGCUUUUUGGUGCAGGUGUGAUCUUUGAAGCUCAGGCAGGUCCCUGAUGCCAUCCUAAGGUGAGGACAGGAACCUCACCCACCAUCUUCUUAGCGUGUCCCUGAUGACUCUGUCCUCUGUUAGAUGGUCACUGUGGUUCUGAGUAAAAGUGCAACCCAACUCCGUUCUCUCUCCCCUUCCUGCAGCAGAGCUGGGUCCUUCCCUGGUGGCUGAGUCUCUCUUGCCUUAGCUUCUUUGGUCAAAGUUGGAGAAAAGCUUCCUGCUAUUAGUGCUGUUACAGAACUUGACAGUUUGUGGAUGUGAGUGUGAAUGUUCCUGUGUUCUUGGGAUAACAAGAGCCUUUAUGCUAAUUAUGCACUUAACUCUGUGUAGGCUGGUAAUGUUUAUCUGUUCAUUUGAUAAUGCUGAUUUUAGUGUGCUGCCCUCCUCCCGCCCAUUAAUGUGUGUGUUGGUGGUGAAGUCCUUCUGAUAAUGCUGAUUUUGGUGUGCUGCCUCCCCCUGUUAAUGUGUGUGUUGAUGGUGAAGUCCUUCUGAUAAUGCUGAUUUUGGUGUGCUGCCUCCCCCUGUUAAUGUGUGUGUUGAUGGUGAAGUCCUUCUGAUAAUGCUGAUUUUGGUGUGCUGCCUCCCCCUGUUAAU